UUGCAAUUUUUGUAAACAACCCAGUAGUUUUCCGUAUAUGAGUCAGAAAUGACACGUUUUCAAUGCUCUCCAUGGUCUUUCCACCUGUUUUUGGUCCUGACGGCUGCCCUUGCCUCUGGUCAGAAUUAUUGUGAUCCGGCACUUUGUCCUAAUGGCCGACACGUGGCCUGUCAGAGCAGCGGACGCUUCGCCAGCGGCUGCAGCGGUGAGUUUGUGGCAGUGGACCCCCAGAUCCCGCUGAUCCUGCGGCUGCACAACGAGCGGCGCAACCUCCUCGCGGGCGGCGGAGUGAGUGGCUUCCCCAGCGCCUCGCACAUGGGCACCAUGGCCUGGGACGCGACGCUGGCCCAGCUGGCCGCCUACAACGUGCUGCAGUGCCGCAUGGCGCACGACGAGUGCCGGAACACCAACACCUACCGCUACGCGGGCCAGAACCUGAGCAUCCUCUUCACCCGGAGCGUGGACGUGGGCGACUUCCUGCGCCAGCGGAUCGCAGCCUGGUUCGACGAGAGCCGCGACGCCACCAGCGCGGACAUGGAGAACUACCAGAUGCGGGGUGGCCCGGCCAUUGGCCACUUCACCACCAUGGCGAACGAGCGCAACAACAGAGUGGGCUGCGCCAUCGCCCGCUUCACGGACUCCAACGCCGCUCAGGCCACCCUGCUGGCCUGCAACUACGCCGUCACCAAUGUCCUGAACAACCCCGUCUACAGGGCGGGCCAGGCCGCCUCGGAGUGCACCUCGGGCCGCAACACCAACUACCCCAACCUCUGCUCCCCCAGCGAGGCCUACAACUACAACCAGUGGUCGGGUUAGCAAGGGGUCCGCUCCAGAACCCUCUUCCCAUCAAAUUCGGUCACCUGGGUGCUGGAAACUACCAAGAAUAAAUAAGCUGGGACCGUAAUCUUUAUGAGUUGUAUUUUAAGACCUAAAAAAAAAUCAUUAUUUUUGAUAAAAAAAAAAUAGAACAGAAUUAAUCAUUAUUUUUGAUCAAAAUAAAAACUCAGAAAUAAUCAUUAUUUUUGAUUUUAAAACAAAGCUCCAAAAUAAUCAUUAUUUUUGAGUUAUAAAAUAAAUAAAAAUAAAAUAAUCAGAGAUAAUCAUUCUUUUGAUUUUUUGCUCUGGA
This is a messenger RNA of Drosophila biarmipes, 1126 nucleotides long. RefSeq names its product antigen 5 like allergen Cul n 1. The coding region runs from base 49 to 816 and encodes 255 amino acids. Lineage: Eukaryota; Metazoa; Arthropoda; Insecta; Diptera; Drosophilidae. The transcript is spliced from 3 exons. The record is from RefSeq and is a predicted model, not a curated record.